Messenger RNA from Nothoprocta perdicaria, 1014 nucleotides. RefSeq names its product zinc finger DHHC-type containing 4 (gene ZDHHC4). The transcript is spliced from 6 exons. Gene Ontology annotation, cellular component: Golgi apparatus; endoplasmic reticulum. Bases 1 to 1014 code for a protein of 337 amino acids. Gene Ontology annotation, molecular function: protein-cysteine S-palmitoyltransferase activity. The record is from RefSeq and is a predicted model, not a curated record. NCBI's taxonomy places the organism in Eukaryota, Metazoa, Chordata, Aves, Tinamiformes, Tinamidae. Gene Ontology annotation, biological process: peptidyl-L-cysteine S-palmitoylation; protein targeting to membrane.
AUGGACUUCGCGACGCUCCUCGUGCUCUACGUGUGCUGCGUGGCCGCCACGGCCGCGCUGCUCUGCCUGCGCGCGGGGAGGAGGCCGCGCCGCGCCGCGGCCCGGGUGCUGUCAUGUGUAAUCCCCACAGAGCUUCAAAGAAUGGCACAGAAGGUGCUUCACAGGCUCUUCCACACACGAAGCUGUUUGUUUGUCGUCCUGCAUAUAGCCUUGCAAGCGGCAGUUUAUGGUGAAUACACAUGGGAAGUGUUUGGCUACUGCUGGGAGCUGGAGAUUCCCAUGCCUCUCCUGCUGCUGCCCUUCCUGCUGCUGCCUGUGAACGUGGGGUUCUUCAUGCUGUGCUCUCGGGCCGAUCCUGGUACAAUAACCAAAUCAAAUCACCCAUCAUUGGUCAAGAUUUAUGCGUAUGAUGCUGUCUUGUUUCAGAAGGGUAUCGUGUGCCCUACAUGCAACAUGGAGAAACCAGCCAGAUCAAAACAUUGUGGUUUAUGUAACAUCUGUGUACAUCGUUUUGAUCACCACUGUGUGUGGGUCAACAACUGCAUAGGUGCCUUCAAUACGAAGUAUUUCUUCCUUUACCUGUUUACACUGACUGCCAUGGCUGCGAGCAUUGCGCUCAUCACAGUGGCAUUUUUCAUCCAAGUGGUGCUGCUGUCAAAUGUGAUGCAUGCAAGUUACAUUGACGACCAAGGACAAGAGCAGAGUGUUGAGAUUCUGUUUCUCAUUCAGCACUUUUUCUUGACUUUCCCUAGGAUUGUCUUCAUGCUUGGGUUUGUUAUUCUUCUCACUCUUGUGCUGGGAGCAUACUGCUGUUUCAAUCUGUACUUGGCCCUAACCAACCAAACAUCCAACGAAUGGUAUAAAUCGAGAAGAUUUGGGUGUUCUCACCAUCUACCAUCGCAGCCUGGGGACAGGCCAGUUAUCUACAAAAAUAUUUAUUCUAACGGAAUCUGGAUGAAUUUAAAGGAAAUCUUUAAGCCUCCUACAAUAUUGGGGAAAAAGAAGAGAACAUGA